GAGUGAUUUCAGGGUAAAAAAUCAACACUGCAGAAGGUCAGGUGUUGAAGAUUACAGACUCACAACUUCAAACCCACCGGGAUGAUAAAUGCGUAAGUAGUAUCCGUCACAGUCGAUGGGGCAUUUUACUAAAGAACCAAAAACUACCUGAGCAUAAAUAACUCUCAAUUUCCACUUCCUCAUCCCCUCUCAAUUCUUGGACCAUCAUUACAUUAUUAUCCUUUACCAGGCUUUCUCCAUUCUACUACCUUAGUCUCCGCCUCCGGAUCCCGGUCAAAGACUAAACCCCGCCUGCUGCCCGCCGCCCGCCGCCCGCCCGGACCUCCGCACCUCCGCCCCGGAGCUUCUUCACUCAUUCGUUUCGCCCAAAUUAUUGGUCACUACUUUCACAGCAACCGAACAAAAUGGCUACACCUGCCAACACCGCUGCUGAGGCUCUCGCUUCCGAGCAGACAUACUUUGCUCAAAACCCUCCUCCGCGCAAUUUAACAGCCCACACGGCUCUCGCCGCUGGCUUCAUUUCUUCCCACGCCGCCGCGGGCCGUCGUGUUGUCCUCGUCACAUCAGGCGGCACUACUGUCCCUCUUGAGAAGCAGACUGUUCGGUACAUCGACAACUUCAGUGCUGGAACUCGUGGUGCUACGAGCGCCGAGUACUUUCUCGAAGCUGGAUAUGCCGUCAUCUUCCUCCAUCGUCAGUUCAGUCUGCUGCCGUACUCGCGACAUUAUUCGCAUGCUACCGACUGCUUCUUGGACUUUUUGACGGAAGAUGGGAGUGGCAGAAUUGGUGUGAGGAGUGAGGUGCAGGAUAAGAUGCAAGAGGUGUUGCGAAAGUAUCGCAAGGCGAGGGAUGACAAUAUGCUUCUCACACUACCCUUCGUCACCAUUGUCGACUAUCUCCAUGAACUGCGAGAAAUUGCCCGACUCAUGCGCCCUCUUGGCCCAUCCGGUCUUCUAUACCUCGCCGCAGCCGUGUCGGACUUCUUCGUUCCCCCGGAUCGUAUGGCCGAGCACAAGAUCCAGUCAACCAACGCCGUUGAGCAGAAGCGACCAGACGAUGAAGAGACUUUUGAUAACUUUGACUCAUCGCCUUCUGUCCCACGCUCAAAGCGCCUCGUCAUCGACCUCGAUCCUGUCCCAAAGUUUCUCAAGAAUCUCGUGGAUGGAUGGGCGCCAGAGGGUAUGAUUGUGUCUUUCAAGCUUGAGACGGAUCCAGCGCUUCUUGUGCGCAAGGCCCGUUACAGUCUUGACCGAUAUCAGCACCAUCUCGUCAUUGGCAAUCUUCUAUCCACACGCAAGUGGGAAGUUGUAUUUGUGAGUCCUAAGAGGGAUGAUAACUGGGUGCGUGUGCCGAGAGAGGGCGGCUGGGGAGAAGCGGAGGGUAGGCCGCUUGUGGCGGAGGAGUUGCCAGGUCAAGAACCAGAUGUUGAGAUUGAAUCGCUCAUCAUUCCUGCCGUGCAGGAGCUGCACGGUGAGCAUAUCAAGGCACAGAAGUAGGCCAUGUUCUCGGGUUCAAGAAAAAUGUGGAAUACCCGGAUAGAGGAUUCUUAACAACAAGGAGCUGAGCACAAGCAUACAAAACAAUAA
This is a messenger RNA of Fusarium redolens, 1586 nucleotides long. RefSeq names its product DNA/pantothenate metabolism flavoprotein. The record is from RefSeq and is a predicted model, not a curated record. Lineage: Eukaryota; Fungi; Ascomycota; Sordariomycetes; Hypocreales; Nectriaceae. Gene Ontology annotation, molecular function: phosphopantothenate--cysteine ligase activity. Bases 405 to 1496 code for a protein of 363 amino acids. Gene Ontology annotation, biological process: coenzyme A biosynthetic process. The transcript has a single exon. Gene Ontology annotation, cellular component: cytoplasm; nucleus.